CAGAAAGCAUCCCUGGAACUGUGAGUCUGUGGGUCUGCACCAAUGCUGCACAGUCUGGGGCAGAGCCAGUCAGGUGGAAGCAGCCACACGGGGGGACAAGGAGCACACUACCAGUUCUGGGGAAGCUCCAUCACUCCUUGAAUGAAGCAAUCUAGGCGCUGGCUCUCCCUGAUGAGGUGACCACCGGGGUCUAGGCUGGAGCCGGGAGGUGAAGAACGAGGACAUCCAGAAGAGCCCAGGCUUUCGAAAUCAAUUUUGGCAGUCGGAAGAAAUUCUCCUUUCCUUUCCCUUCUUCGCGGCUCUUUUGUUUUCCGCAGCCCGACAGAAGAGGCUUCCAGCAAGCGGCAGGGGUGGGGGCAGAGCCCACCCGCACAAAGGCAGUUCCCCACGGGCUGUGUGACCGCUGUCACGCUUUUUCGCUCAAAUCAACGCCAGGGGAGGAUGACGUGAGGCUGGUGCUCCCCGGCCCCGGGGCUGAUUGGUCCCAGCUCAGGUUUGAACGCCAAGGUGUCCUGGCAACGAGAAGCAGAGGAGCCAGACUUUCUCGUCCCUACUCGGCUCCGGGAGCGCGGCGGGUGCUGGAGAAAGGCAGGCAUCGACGGCGAGGAGCAGCGCGGAGGGCCCCUGGCCCUCCUCCAGGCAGCCUGUCCUGCAAUGACCCAGUGCACCUGAGGCCCAGCAGUCGUGGGGAUGGAGCUGAAGGUCUGGGUGGAUGGGAUCCAGAGGGUUGUGUGCGGUGUCUCAGAGCAAACUACCUGCCAAGAAGUGGUCAUUGCCCUGGCACGGGCCAUCGGUCAGACAGGCCGCUAUGUGCUGGUGCAGAAGCUGCGGGAGAAGGAGCGGCAGCUGCUGCCGCUGGAGUGCCCCCUGGAGUCCCUGGCCAAGUGUGGACAGUAUGCCAACGACGUGCAGUUCAUCCUGCGGCGGACAGGCCCCAGCAUGACCGAGCGGCCCUCCUCAGAGGGUGCUCCGCAAGCUCCCGAGAGGACGUUCAUCCGGGCCAGUUUGCCCAUCAAGCCCAGGUUCACCAGCAUGGAUGCACCCCGUUCUCGGGAGCCGAAAAAAUCCAUGACCUUCAACUUGGGUCCUACAGGCUCCAGCGACCCGUUCGCUGUGAGCCGAUGGAGGCACCAAACACGGGAAGGGAUCGACUUGGAGGGUGGUGGGAUUGUCCAACCCUCCAAAGAGGAGCUGUUUAGGAGGGUGCUGCAGCAGCAGGAGCAGCUGCAUUCCUUGGAGGCCCAUGGGGACACCCUGGAAAUGGACCUACGGCUCUGGGAGCGCAGCCGGCUUGCCGGCCAGGAGAAUGAGAUCCUCUAUCUGGAGCAACUGGUACGAAGGAAUGAGACAGAGCUGGGUGAGGAGGAAUUUUGGCAGAGCGAGCUCCGGCUGGAAAAGGAGUGUGAGCGAGAGCGGCAGGAGCGGGUUAGAAGCCUGCGGGCCAGCCUGGAGGAGUACACCCAGAGGAUCUUUGAGCUGAGUGCCCGGACUGAAGCCCUGCAGGAGGAGAUCCAGUGGGAGAUGGCUGAGAGGGCCAAGAGGGGGAAGGAGAUCUCUCUGCCCAGCCCCAUAGAGCUGGAGGACAUGGCCACCAAAAUGAAAAGGGACCUGGAGGCCAAGGUCAAGCAAGGCACCCAGCUGGAGAGCAACCUGGCCAGUGUGGAGAAGGCCCUGGAGGAAGCUGAAAAGAACUUGCAGGCCCAGACCCAAGAGCUGGAGGAGUUAAAUAAGGAGCUGAGGCAGUGUAAUUUGCAGCAGUUUAUUCAGCAGACGGGGGCCACGGUGACUGUCCUGCAGGCCAGGUCUGAGGAGGAUGCCCAGCCGGAGCCGAGCCUGUGCGAGCUGCCAGCCUACCGGAGAAACGGAGGUUUUCCUCCCACCGCUGGUACCGACUCGCCUCCUCGAGUCAGCACCAAGCAGCUCCUCAGCCAUCCCAGGACCCUGCCAGAGCCCCUGGUGUCCAGCCUGAAUCCUGAGGUUGUAUCAACCAGGCAGAGCAUCUGGAGGUAGAAGGGCCCAGGCAGUGGAGGAUCAAUUGCCUUGCAAGUGUAACUGUAUAAAUAAACCAUAUUAUAUAUAUAUAUUUUAUAAUUUUUUUUUACUGCUUUAUAUCGUGAAUGGAUGUGGACGGCCAGACAGAGUAUUUUUACAGACUACAAAAUAAAACCAGAGACUGACGACACAAAGCAACCAUCUUCCCCUGCGGAUGAAAGUGACCCCCUUCUACUUUUUUUAAAGCAGUUUCUAUAUUCAACAGAAAACAGCGGUGCUCCCAUUCUGCAUAGCCUCCUCAAAAGAUCCAUCGUACAUUUGGAAAAGUCCUUGUUCCUUUGACUAAGGGUUUAGAGCUGCAGUGGAGACCUGCCUGGAGACUCACCUGGAUGGAGCAAGUUAACAGAUUUUACAGCAUCUGGUCGCAGCAAGCAGGGCCAUGACAAAUAGCCUCUUCGCUGGCUGCAGAGGAGGCACAAGAGCAGCUUUAAGACAAAUUUCUGGCCCCUCUUUUCUUAUAUAUAUUAUAAGAAACCUGUAGUAGAAGCCCAUUUUCCAUGGUGCCAUGGACCACACUUGAAGGGAGCAAUGGAGCACAGAGCAGGAGCUUGUUUUUCUCAUAUCCACUUAGUUUUUCAACUUGUUUUUAAAAUAAAAAAUUGCAGAAUGAGCCCUUCCUCAGUGGUGAUGUGAGUGGGGAGCAGGACCAAAACGUUCUUGGUGACAUUUCCCCUGGGGGUUUUUUUGAUUCUUUUUUCUGUUUGUUUUUUUUAACUCUUGAUGGCCAGUAGCUACUGUUUUGUUCAUCUGUCCUCUGUCCCAGUGGGUUGCCUUGUAUUUUAAUUGCAAAACCAAAGCGGUUUGGGGAGGGAAUGAGUUUGUCCAGAUCCUCAAGCCUGUUUUCAACGCGUCAUAUGCAAAAAACAUGACUUGGGCACAGCGUUCACCGUAAAAUCCUGCUUUCCCUGUGCGAAUGUAAUCCUGUGUGCUGCAGAUCCAGUUUUCAAUAAAUCUUUGGGAAAGGA
Messenger RNA from Pipra filicauda (Wire-tailed manakin), 3017 nucleotides. RefSeq names its product ras association domain-containing protein 7-like. The record is from RefSeq and is a predicted model, not a curated record. The coding region runs from base 691 to 2010 and encodes 439 amino acids. The transcript is spliced from 6 exons. Gene Ontology annotation, biological process: signal transduction. Lineage: Eukaryota; Metazoa; Chordata; Aves; Passeriformes; Pipridae.